AUGACCUCCGCUGCGGUCCUGCGUGGCGUCCGUCUCCUCCAUUCCUUCUCCGUCGUGUUUCUCUACUGGUUCUACGCCGUCUCAUGA
Messenger RNA from Spirodela intermedia, 87 nucleotides. Lineage: Eukaryota; Viridiplantae; Streptophyta; Magnoliopsida; Alismatales; Araceae. The record is from the annotation of a GenBank genome assembly.